Salvelinus namaycush (lake trout) is the source of this 1266-nucleotide messenger RNA. RefSeq names its product LIM homeobox 2b (gene lhx2b). NCBI's taxonomy places the organism in Eukaryota, Metazoa, Chordata, Actinopteri, Salmoniformes, Salmonidae. Bases 1 to 1266 code for a protein of 421 amino acids. The transcript has 5 exons. Gene Ontology annotation, biological process: neuron differentiation; regulation of transcription by RNA polymerase II. The record is from RefSeq and is a predicted model, not a curated record. Gene Ontology annotation, molecular function: RNA polymerase II transcription regulatory region sequence-specific DNA binding; DNA-binding transcription factor activity, RNA polymerase II-specific. Gene Ontology annotation, cellular component: nucleus.
AUGCACGGGCUAGGUUUGCGUCUUAUGGAAAUCUUUGGUUGCAGAUCUGAGGAAAACACGUAUAAUAUCAUCCCCUCUGCGGCAACGAUGCUUUUCCACGGACUCCCUGGAGGCGACAUGCACGAUGUUGUGGAAGAAAUGGAGCGGAGAGGAAAGAGCGAAUCCGCAGCUAUCAGUUCGGCUAUAGACAUGGGAGAAUCUGAAACGAACAUGCAGUGCAUGAACAGUGACAGGGUGGCUCUGUGCGCGGGCUGCGGCGGGAAGAUUGCUGACCGCUACUACCUGCUCGCGGUAGACAAACAAUGGCACAUGCGCUGUCUCAAAUGCUGCGAGUGUAAACUCAACCUGGAGUCCGAGCUCACCUGCUUCAGUAAAGACGGAAGCAUCUACUGCAAGGAAGAUUAUUACAGAAGGUUUUCGGUCCAGAGAUGUGCCCGGUGCCACCUCGGGAUCUCGGCUUCAGAGAUGGUGAUGCGGGCCAGGGACUUGGUGUACCACUUGAACUGUUUCACCUGCACAUCCUGCAACAAGAUGCUAACGACUGGGGACCACUUUGGCAUGAAAGACAGUCUGGUGUACUGUCGGCUGCACUUUGAAAAUCUCAUACAGGGGGAAUAUCAGACACAUUUCAAUCAUGCGGAUGUAGCCUCUCACAAAGGACUGGGACCUGCCAACGCUUUGGGACUAUCCUACUUCAACGGCGUGGGGACUGUGCAGAAAGGGCGGCCCAGGAAAAGGAAAAGUCCCGGGCCAGGAGCAGAUUUAGCAGCCUACAAUGCCGCACUCAGCUGUAAUGAGAACGACGGCGACUCUAUGGACAGGGACUCUUACAGCUCCAGUCAGAAGACCAAGCGCAUGCGGACCUCCUUCAAACAUCACCAGCUGAGGACCAUGAAGUCCUACUUUGCCAUCAACCACAACCCAGAUGCCAAGGACCUGAAGCAGCUAGCCCAGAAGACUGGCCUCACCAAGCGUGUACUACAGGUCUGGUUCCAGAAUGCUCGAGCCAAGUUCCGGCGGAACCUGAUGAGACAGGAGAACACGGGCGUGGACAAGACCUCAGACGGCUCCACCCUGCAGGGGGGCACACCCUCUGGCCCCGCCUCAGAGGCCUCAAUGAGCCCCUCCAGCACACCCACGACCCUGACGGACCUGACCAACCCCACCAUGCCCACCGUCACCUCCGUGUUAACCUCUGUGUCUGGCAGCAUGGAUGUUCACGAGUGCAGGAGCCCAUCGCAGACCACCCUGACCAGCCUGUUCUGA